Messenger RNA from Phytophthora nicotianae INRA-310, 3343 nucleotides. RefSeq lists its product as hypothetical. The record is from RefSeq and is a predicted model, not a curated record. The coding region runs from base 129 to 2207 and encodes 692 amino acids. Gene Ontology annotation, molecular function: FMN binding; NADPH-hemoprotein reductase activity; flavin adenine dinucleotide binding. Gene Ontology annotation, cellular component: cytosol. The transcript has 2 exons. Lineage: Eukaryota; Oomycota; Peronosporomycetes; Peronosporales; Peronosporaceae.
GUCAGUCGACAUGUACCUCUGGCUGUACCAGUCGUUUCCCCGCCACCAACUGGGUCCCACUUUUCUGUACCCAAACUCGCGGUCCGUAGCCUGCUUCGUCAUUCGCCAAUUUUCGUCAAGUGUCAAACAUGGCUGACUCGUACGUGGUCGUUGGCUCCCUGCUAGCCAUGCUGGCCACCGCCGUGCUGUUCCUGCGCGAGCCCAAGCCCAAGAAGGACAAACUGGCCGAGGAAAUGCUGCGUAUCGGCCAGCAGAUGAAAAUGUACAAGGAAGCAGCCGAACCCGCGCCUUCCGUCCAAAAGCCCACCGUCGAGGAGAGUCCUGCCUACCCUGGCGGACGUGUAGCCAUCUUAUUCGGCUCUCAGACUGGCACUGCUGAGGGCUUUGCGGAGGUACUGAAGACAGAGGGACGUAAGGCUGGCUUCCAGACUCACGCAAUCGAUCUAGAGGACUACGACGCGGCCUCGAAGCUGAAAGACGAGAAGCUUGUCAUCUUGAUCAUGGCUACAUAUGGAGAAGGUGAUCCGACAGACAACGCAGUGGACUUUAUGGACUUUUUGAAGGAUAAGGCUGGCAAUCUGGGACCCAAAGCAUUCGAGGGUGUCCACUUUACCGUCUUUGGACUGGGAAACACCCAAUACGAGCACUAUAACGAGAUGGGCCGUAUGACGGACCGAUUAAUGGAGAAACAUGGCGCUGAGAGAAUGUUCCACUAUGGAGAGGGCGAUGAUGACGCCAGUUUGGACGAGGACUUUGACGACUGGAAGGAGCCGCUGUGGAAAGCUCUAAGGAAGCAGUUUAUCGCGGGAAACAUUGAAGAAGAUACCGAAGUUAAGCAGGACGAGCACAAGUUAACGUCUCCUGUGUACGAGUACGAAUUAGUGGAAAUCCGUCGUCCAGAAGUGGAAAAAGAGCCCGAAGAGGUGAAAAUGAAGGCGUCUACGAAGCAUUUCUUCACGGCCAAACAGGCUAAAGUUGUGGUUAACCGGGAGCUACGCUUGUCGACUGAAGGAGGCUCCACUGUGCACGUCGAACUGGAUCUCCGCGGCACUGGAGUGACCUACGAGACGGCUGAUAACCUCGCUGUACUACCUGAGAAUGAAACGACAGUCGUGGAGAGUCUGGCUACUCGCUUAGACUUGGAUUUGGACCAGUGGGUGUCUCUCAAGCCUGUGGCUGAAGAUCUCCACUGCGAGUUCCCUUUCCCGUCUCCAUGCACGAUUGGAGACAUUCUAACGCGUUAUUUGGCAAUUAACAGUGCUCCCCGUAAGGGUCCAUUGAAACAAUUGGCGUACUUUGCGUCCAACCAGACUGAACGUACUGAAUUAGUGCGUUUAUCGUCGAAAGAAGGUAAAGACGACUACCAAAAGUGGGUACUGGAGGACGAACGCUCGUUUGUGGAUGUGUUAACCCACUUCCGUUCGGUUAACUUAACGGUUAAGGAUCUGCUCCAUAUCGUCCCGUUCUUACAGCCACGGUACUACACCAUCUCGUCGUCCAGUCUGGUUAACCCGCAGCGUGUACAUGCGACUGUGAGUCUCAUUGAGAGCAAGAAGAGUGAUGGUCGUGUGUUCCGUGGUGUAUGCUCCAACUACUUGGGUCGAUUGCAGCCUCUUGAGGCCCACACGGAUGACAAGAAGAAGCGAGAUAGUCGUCCAGGUGAACAAGGCACCAAGAAGCCACGCGAGUGGCCUACUGCUCGCAUCUUCAUGCGCGCGUCGACCUUCCGUCUGCCGGAGAACCCACUGACGCCUAUUAUUCUGAUCGGUCCGGGCACUGGCAUCGCCCCCAUGCGUGCGUUUCUGCACGAACGUGCCAAGCAGCAAGAAGAUGGCGUGACUGUGGGUAAAUCUAUCAUGUAUUUCGGCUGUCGACGUCGCGAUGAGGACUUUAUUUACAAAGAUGAGCUUGAGAAGUUCCAGGAGAGUGGAGUGCUUAGUGAGCUGCACUUAGCGUUCUCGCGUGAACAAGAGAAGAAGGUUUAUGUGCAGCAUUUGUUGGUGCAGAAUGGCCAGAAGAUGUGGGAACUCAUUCGUGACCAUGACGCGUACAUCUACGUGUGUGGAGCCACCGGCAUGGGCAAUGAUGUCAACAAGGUGCUGCACGAGAUCAUUGAGAAGUUCGGCGGGCAGUCGACAGACGAAGCGAUGGCUUCACUCAAGAAACUCCAGGACGACCACCGCUACGUCCAGGAGUUGUGGGCCUAGAGAAGAGAAGAGCGAUACUCAACCAGGUAACCUCACUUGGUUACGCUGGACUAGACAUGACUGUGCUAACAUUGCAGGGUUUGAUGUACAGUCUUGUUAUAUUUUUCCUUCUGGUAUUUUGUGCUUUUGUAGGUUAUCAUGGCUACAUUCAAGUGUCUGCAGUUUCUGCUGUAGGCGAGCCGUGGUCAUUAUCGUUGCCAGGUUCUUUAGAUCGUGGAGACACGAUUCGCAUCAGUGGAUUUUUCUUAAUUGUCUUUGCAUCGGUUGAACUGCCAGGAUGAUCAUUUUCUGACUCUUCAAUGCGUCCAAGAGCCGACAACUCGGACGCUUUGUGGCCCGUUAAGCUUCUGAUAGGCAACGGAGCCACCGAUGAGCCUGUCGAUCCAGCUACUUUAGUCAUCUCCGCCACCCAACUCAGUACUCUCAUGGCCAAUCUCCACUGCCGUUCGCUUCUCGGACUUCGAAGUAGUCUUGCCAGAGUGGCUUCCAGCUCUGGUACAGGUCUCCACGCUAGUUUCUCCUUCCGUCUCAAGACUUCUUGAAGCAAUUCUUCAAGCAGAACGAACACAAACUCGCAGCGAUUGUCGUUCAGAUCUGUGGCUGUCGACUCUGUACGUGGAGAUUCGGCUCUUGCAGGCAACGGUAAGCACGCUACAAGCACCUCCAGACUCAAUUUCAAGCCGUCAAACGAGUUUUCAUCCAGUUCCAAAGCGUAAAGCGCAGGGACGAAUACCGUCAUCAACGUUGAUGCUUGGAUACCAUCCCGAGUCUGGAGAAGUUCCACCAUUUGACCGCUUGGAGACGUUCCUGUAAUCUGCCACAAUACGAUCAAGUCUUCCCAAACUUCGUCAUCAUUAUUCGACGGAGUUAUCAACGCUGGCAGCAGGGCAAGUGUACAGAUUACCAGGUGCUCAUAGCUUGAUACACCAAGAAGGUCACGAGGGACAAGCAGUACUGCCUUCUGCAUCAUGUUCAUCGCUCGUGCUCUACUGUCCAUGCUUUCGCCUGCGUAUAUACAGCGUGCAAUUUCCAUCAGUACGGAGUUGUGGGCAGUAUUAGAUUCCCAUUGUGCUGGCCGCGUGCACCGGAUAACGUCCAGCACCACAGUAUGACUCGUGAAAGGUGUGCGAUCCCAG